Molecule: messenger RNA, 1191 nt
Organism: Erigeron canadensis
Lineage: Eukaryota; Viridiplantae; Streptophyta; Magnoliopsida; Asterales; Asteraceae
Product: two-component response regulator ARR17
Exons: 5
Coding region: 193-969 (258 amino acids)
Biological process (GO): cytokinin-activated signaling pathway; phosphorelay signal transduction system
Source: RefSeq, a predicted model, not a curated record
UUGAAAGAGACGUGGCAUUUCUUCUCUUCUCUUGUACACAUAUAUACACAUACAUAUACCCAUUUGAUUUGAUUUGAUUUGAUUUAUAUGUGUGUGUGUGUUACUUUGGGAUGGAUUGAAUGAUGAAUUAAAUAAAAUUUGAAUCGAACUUGAAGAGAAAAAAAAAAAAAAGAGUAAAGAAAGAAAGAAUCAAUGGCAUCAAUGAGGAGGAGUAAUGGUUUGUUUCCAACAAGGUGGGAAGAAGAAGAAGUACAUGUAUUGGCUGUGGAUGAUAGUGUAGUGGAUCGUAAAGUGAUUGAACGUUUGCUUAAAAUCACCUCUUGUAAAGUGACGACGGUGGAAAGCGGAUGGAGAGCAUUGCAAUACUUGGGCCUGAUUGAUCAAGACAAAACAAACGCUUCUCUUCCUCCUCCUCGCCAUGAUGACUUCAGCGUCGUCAAUGGAUUGAAGGUGGAUCUGAUAAUCACGGAUUACUGCAUGCCUGGAAUGACUGGUUACGAAUUGCUCAAAAAAAUCAAGGGAUCGGCAACAUUCCGAGAGGUACCAGUUGUGAUCAUGUCAUCAGAAAACGUUGUCGCACGGAUCGACCGGUGUUUAGAAGAAGGUGCAGAGGAUUUCAUUGUAAAGCCCGUAAAACUCUCGGAUGUCAAACGAUUGAAAGAUUACAUGUUUGGUGGUGACAACAGGGGAACAAUCCCAGCUGCCACAACUAAUAACAACCAAGAAGAAAAGACGAUUACUACUAGUUGUUUCAACAAACGAAAACUACAAGAAAUGUCCUCCUCCUCCUCACCCUCCACGUCCCCAACCAUGUCUCCGUCGUCUACCUCCCAAUCACCGCCUCCGACAACCUCUUCAUCAACAUCAUCAUCAUCAACACCUCCGAUGUCCCCCGAUCCCUUUUCACCCUCUCAACUAGAAUCCCCAACAAUGCGACUUAAGGUCACCAACUCCGAUAAUCAAGUCUAAUACAAAACAUACCAUUUUCAUCAUCCACCAUAUCUUUUUAUUAGUAUUAAUUACUGCUUCAUAGAUAAACCUCAAGUACUUGUACAUUUAAAAACCAAAACACAAAAGUGGCUAUUUUUUUUUCUUCCUUCUUUCUUAUUCCUAUGGCUUUAACCUUUACGUUCAUGUGAAAUUCCAAAUAUUACUACAAUUUUGAUAUAUAUUUCUGAAUAGAUUCCUGUC